This is a messenger RNA of Anopheles nili, 3006 nucleotides long. It is a transcript of the gene Parp1, whose product is annotated as poly [ADP-ribose] polymerase. Gene Ontology annotation, cellular component: nucleus. The transcript is spliced from 4 exons. Lineage: Eukaryota; Metazoa; Arthropoda; Insecta; Diptera; Culicidae. Bases 1 to 3006 code for a protein of 1001 amino acids. The record is from RefSeq and is a predicted model, not a curated record. Gene Ontology annotation, molecular function: DNA binding; NAD+ poly-ADP-ribosyltransferase activity; NAD binding.
AUGGACGUCGAACAGUUACCCUUUUUGGCGGAGUAUUCCAAGAGCAGCAGAGCAUCCUGUCGGUUCUGUAAGCAAAAAAUCGACAAGGAUGUGCUCCGGAUUGCUGCCAUGGUGCAGUCGGCGAUGUUCGACGGUAAAGUUGCUCAGUGGUACCACGAUGAUUGCUUCUUCAAGAAACAACGUCCGAAGACAGAGGGUGAUAUAGCGCACUUCGAGGCUUUGCGAUACGAGGACCAGAAAAAGGUUCGCGAUGCAAUCGCGAAAUUGGCGCAGGGCGUCAUACCGGUUUCUGGCGGUGGGAAGGGAAAAGGUAAGAAACGUUCAGCAUCAGAUGCGCUGUCGUUGAAAGAUUUCGGGGUGGAGUACGCUGCUUCGGGGCGAGCCAUGUGCCGUGGGUGUGAGCAAAAGAUCCUCAAGGACGAAAUGCGUAUAAAAAAAAUCGUGUAUGAUACAGAGGUGGGCAUGAAGUACGGUGGGCAACCGUUGUGGCACCAUGCGGAAUGCUUUGCAAAAGUGCGAUCCGAUCUCGGUUACUUCGACAAAGCAGAAUCGCUCCCUGGUUUCCGUUCGAUGAAGCAUGAGGAUCAGGCACAGUUGAAAGAAUGGUUGCCUGCCAUCAAAGCAGAGGAUGUACCAACAAAGAAGGUUAAGGAGGAAAUUAAGGACGAAGUCGACAAGGCACAGGAUACCGUGGAGGAGAAGAAACUGGCCGAGCAGUUAAAAGCGUUCUACAAAAUACGCGAUAAGUUGAAGGAAUUGGGAAUGAAGAAGGUCGAACAGUCAGAAAUACUCGAAUACAACAAGCAGGAAAUCCCGGAAGGCAACGAUUUGGUUCUGGAUCGCUUGUGUGAUAUUCUUCUAUUCGGUGCGCUGAAACGGUGCACGAAAUGCGGUGGGCAGUAUGUCCUUCAAAAGUCGGCCUAUGUUUGCCAGGGCAACUUGACCAACUGGGUUAAGUGCCUAAAUGCGGAGAAGGCCCCGGCGCGUAUGAAAACUAAAAUUCCGUCAAAUUUGAAGACAGCAUACUCGUUCCUAAAACAGUAUAAAUCAGUAGUGAGUGAUCGAGUGAUACGAUAUGUACCACCAAGUGCCACCACUGUAGCGAAGAAGGUGAAGAAGGAAGAGGAACUUCCGAGCGAACCACGGGUCCAGCGUGAAAAACCGCCCCUGUACAAUAUGGAAUUUGUCAUUCUUGGUAAGAUGACCACACCGAAGGAUCAGCUGAAGCUUAAAAUCCAGAAAAUGGGUGGUAAGGUAGUUACGAAAAUCGCCAGUCACACGGCUGCCAUUAUUUCCACUCUGGAGGAGGUCGAACGGAUGAACAGUCGCAUGCAGGAAGCGAAAGAGUUGCAGAUCCAGGUGGUACCUGAAGAGUUCCUCGAGGACGUUAAAACCGGAGGAGCCCUGUCGUUUAUAACGAGCCGAGCCAUCUGUGACUGGGGCUCGGAUCCUCAAACGCGAAUCCCAACCGAUGAAGAGGCCAGAUCACGUUCGAAAAAGAGCAUCUACGAAAAGUCUGUUCCAGCUAAAAUGAAACUGAAGAUGAAGAGUGGCCUGGUUGUGGAUCCAGACUCUAACCUUGAUGAUAGAGCGCACGUGUACAAGAACAAAAAUAUCAUCUAUAAUUGCGUGCUGAAUAAAGUUGAUAUUCAGUCGGAUAAAAAUUCGUACUAUAAAAUGCAGGUGCUUGAAGGGGACAAGCAAAAGAAGUACUGGCUGUUCCGAGCAUGGGGACGCAUUGGCACUACAAUUGGUGGAAAUAAGGUUGAAAGCUUUAGCAACGCAGAUGACGCCAUGAGUGCAUUUGAAGACAUUUUUCUGGAAAAAACAGGCAACGAUUGGGACCGCCACGAUUCUAAAUACCAAAAGCUUCCGGGCAUGAGUUAUCCGAUCGAGAUUGAUUACAGCGAGACGAAGACGAAGAGGCUUCAAGAGAACAACGCUGUAAAAUCUAAACUUCAGCCGGCUGUGCAGGACCUUGUGCGCAUGCUGUUCGACGUGGAGGCGAUGAAUCGCGUGAUGGUUGAGUUUGAGCUCGACAUGGAAAAGAUGCCGCUGGGCAAGCUGUCCAAGCGCCAGCUUCAGUCGGCGAUGAAGGUGCUGUCGGAAAUUUCCGACCUAAUCGGCAAUGGUGGCUCGAACGCACAAUUUAUCGACGCUUCCAACCGAUUCUAUUCGUACAUCCCACACAACUUUGGGAUCAAGCCCGUUGAGGUCCUCGAUACUGUCGAGCAAAUGAAGGAAAAGCAAGCAAUGAUCGAGAGUUUGAUGGAGAUUGAGUUUGCGUACUCGCUGCUGAAUGCCGAUUCAUCGCAAGACGGUGAUAAAAACCCGCUCGAUAUGCACUACGAUCAGCUUAAGACGGUUAUUGAACCAAUGGCUCACGAUUCGGAGGAGUUCGCGCUGCUCGAGGAGUACGUCCGCAAUACGCAUGGUGAGACACACACGACUUACGAUCUGGAGGUUUCGGAAAUAUUCCGCAUUAAGCGAAAUGGCGAAGAUCGUCGGUACCAUCCGUUCCGGAAACUGCAUAACCGCAAGCUGUUGUGGCACGGAUCGCGUCUAACCAAUUUCGUGGGUAUUCUAACCCACGGUUUGAAGAUCGCCCCACCGGAAGCCCCGGUUACUGGUUACAUGUUCGGCAAGGGUAUUUACUUUGCUGACAUGGUCACGAAGUCGGCCAACUAUUGUUGCACAAACUCGAUCGAUUCAACCGGUCUGAUGCUACUGUGUGAGGUGGCGCUGGGCGACAUGCAGGAGUAUUCGCAGGCUCAUUACGUUAAGAAGCUACCGUCCGGAAAGCACAGCGUGAAGGGCGUCGGACGUACCCAGCCGGAUCCAAGUGGCUCACACGUCCGCGCGGAUGGCGUUGAGAUUCCGUUAGGUAAAGGCAUUGCCGAUGACAAAGUGAAAAGUUCGUUGCUCUACAACGAAUUUAUCGUAUACGAUGUGAGUCAGGUGCACUGCCAGUAUCUGUUCAAAAUGAAUUUCAAGUAUAAGUACUAA